Molecule: messenger RNA, 1593 nt
Organism: Striga asiatica
Lineage: Eukaryota; Viridiplantae; Streptophyta; Magnoliopsida; Lamiales; Orobanchaceae
Source: the annotation of a GenBank genome assembly
UGCUCAACAAUCGUAUGGGGCAAGAUGUCCCACUUGGCCUCACAUGUGGACUUGAAACAUUUACUUUUUCUCCUUUGUUCAUGAUUCGAGUCACUACCAUAUUCUUCGGGGUAAAGGAUAGACUGAAGGCGGUUAAUCUAUUGAACCUAGGCAAUCUGAAAGAUGAAUUUUCUGUGAUGACAGCAAGCCAUCUUCCCUACAACCGCAAUGGAUUUAAGUUCUUUACUGAUGCUGGUGGGUUAGGGAAAGCAGAUAUCAAAGACAUAUUGGAACAUGCAGCUGAUAUUCACACAAACUUCACAGAUGAGAGUCUAAGGGACUCGGAAAAAAAAGCCGCAAAAUCUGUAAAAAGAGUAGAUUAUAUGUCUGUUUAUACAUCUGAUCUGGUGGCAGCCGUUAGGAAAGCUGCAGGGAAUAAAGAGAAGCCACUGGAGGGAUUCCAUAUAGUUGUUGACGCAGGGAAUGGAGCAGGAGGGUUCUUUGCUGGAAAGGUGCUCGAGCCUUUAGGAGCUAAAACCUCUGGAAGUCAAUUCCUAGAGCCGGACGGUCAUUUUCCCAAUCAUAUUCCUAACCCGGAAGACAAGGAAGCCAUGACAGCUAUCACUCGAGCCGUGCUCGACAACAAGGCAGAUAUGGGCAUCAUCUUUGAUACUGAUGUUGAUAGAUCUGCUGCUGUUGACUCUACUGGGCGUGAGUUAAACAGGAAUCGUUUGAUAGCUCUUAUGUCUGCUAUUGUCUUAGAGGAGCACCCUGGGACUACUAUAGUCACAGACAGUGUGACAUCUGAUGGUUUGACUACAUUUAUUGAGAAGAAGCUGGGUGGAAGGCAUCAUAGGUUCAAAAGAGGCUACAAAAAUGUGAUUGAUGAAGCUAUUCGUUUGAACUCUGUUGGGGAGGAAUCAUACUUGGCCAUUGAAACCAGCGGCCACGGAGCUUUGAAGGAAAACCACUGGCUUGAUGAUGGCGCAUAUCUGAUGGUCAAGCUUUUAAACAAACUGGCAUCAGCGAAGGCUUCUGGGGUCGGUCAAGGCAGCAAGGUUCUGACUGAUAUGGUGGAUGAUCUAGAGGAACCAGGUUUUGCUGUUGAACUAAGGCUUAAAAUAGACCAAAAUCAUGCAGAUCUUAAAGGAGGAUCUUUCCGCGAUUAUGGAGAAGCUGUGCUGCAGUAUUUGACCAACGUCGUAGAUUCAGAUCCAAAACUUGCAAAAGCGCCUGUUAACUACGAAGGAGUAAGGGUGUCGGGCUAUGGAGGAUGGUUCCUUUUGAGACUCUCGCUUCACGACCCUGUUUUGCCCCUCAACAUCGAGGCACCAAGCAAAGAAGAAGCUAUGAAGCUAGGUCUUGCUGUUCUUUCUGCUGUUAGAGAGUUUCAUGCACUGGAUACUUCUGCUUUGGAUAAAUUUAUUUCCUAGUUGUGUUUUGUCUGUAACUAAAGGCUUCUGGACAUCUCUUUUACGAUUGUUGUAGAAUGAGUGGCAAUAUCUUUGCUUUGCAGAUAAAGAUGUCAAUAUUACCUGUUUUGAAUGGAGAGUGUUCUACAUUAUAAAUUUUGCUGCUUACUUUUAUCCAACCCUUAUAGUAAAUAAUAUUGAG